GCGGGGCCGCGCGUCCCGGGGCGUGGCCCGUGGAGCGAGGGAGGGUCUGCGGCCCUCCAGCCGGCCACGUGGCGGCCCGCAGGCUUCAGCCCCCGCCCCAUUCAAACGAUGCCGAAGGGGCGGCGCGGCUGCCCGAGCCCCACGAUGAGCAAGCGGCCCGCCCCGCCCCUCUACUUCCCAUCCCUCUACGACCGCGGCAUCUCGUCCUCCCCCCUCAACGACUUCAACAUCUGGAAGAAGCUCUUCGUGCCGCUCAAGGCGGGGCGGCGGCGGGGGGCCGGGGCGCCGGGCCGGGCUGGGGGGCGGCGGCGCGGCGGCCGGGGCCGGAGCCCGGCGGCCCAGCAGCCCCGCCGCCGCGCCCCGCCGCCGCCGCCGCCGCCCGGCCUGGGCCCCUGAGCGAGCGCCCGUGCCCCAGCCCUGGCCGGCCGGCCUGGCCCCAUCCCCUACGAGCCGCUGCGCUUCUUCUACUCGCCGCCGUCCGGCCCCGAGGGCGCCGCGCCCCCGCCGCCGCCGCCGCCGCCCCCGCCCGGGCCUCCGGCGCCCGCCUGCCCCGCCGCCGCCGCCGCCGCCUCGCAGCCCGACGAGCUGUGCGAGCUGGAGAUCCGCAUCAAGGAGCUGGAGCUACUCACCAUCACCGGGGACGGCUUUGACUCCCAGCGCUAUAAAUUCCUGAAGGCACUAAAAGAUGAAAAGUUGCAAGGCAUAAAGAUGAGGCAGCACCUGAAGAAGCCCACGCCGCUCUCCUAACGAGAUGUCGAAGGCCGCGUUACCGUAUCUCCAUAGCGUUAGAUGUUAUUGAGUAGAGAAUGUAUCCCGUUUCUUGCCGUUUCAGAUAUAACUAUUUUCUGUUCUUUAGUUCCUUACCUCUUUCCUGCUCCCAGGUGCACAUUACAAAUACAGCGUCAGCUUGUCUAGUAA
Sarcophilus harrisii (Tasmanian devil) is the source of this 918-nucleotide messenger RNA. RefSeq names its product chromosome 6 C11orf91 homolog (gene C6H11orf91). Lineage: Eukaryota; Metazoa; Chordata; Mammalia; Dasyuromorphia; Dasyuridae. The record is from RefSeq and is a predicted model, not a curated record.